Molecule: messenger RNA, 1558 nt
Organism: Tripterygium wilfordii
Lineage: Eukaryota; Viridiplantae; Streptophyta; Magnoliopsida; Celastrales; Celastraceae
Product: pentatricopeptide repeat-containing protein At1g61870, mitochondrial-like
Exons: 1
Coding region: 78-1271 (397 amino acids)
Cellular component (GO): chloroplast
Molecular function (GO): protein binding
Source: RefSeq, a predicted model, not a curated record
CUUAUUUUGUUCGUUGACGUUCGGCCCCUAAAACCCUUGCUUCCUCUUCAACCAUCGGAGAGCGCAAGAUCCUUAAAAUGGCGUCGUUUUGCAGGAACCCUAGGCUUCUGGCUCGCAAAGGCAUCGCCUCCGCCGCAUUCUGCACCCAUAAUGCACCGCCGUUCCCCUCUUUUCGCGCUGCCAAAGCCGCCAUUGUCUCCGAAUCAGACCCUGAAAAGCUCGCCCAGCUCUUCGAGCAGUCUGCUCACUUCCCUAACUUCUGCCGCCACCGUCCUAUCUUCCACCUCUCCGUCCGCAGGCUCGCUCGCGCUGGACGCUCUGACCUCGUCAACCGGGUCAUCCAGACUCAGAUAGAUACUCCCACAUUUGCCAAGUCUGAAGGUUUUUGGAUUCGCCUCAUGAUGCUCUACUCCAGCGCCGGCAUGGUCGAACAAUCUUUGCAGACCCUCCAUUAUAUAUCCGAGAAGCGGUACUUUGAUUUCACUGAGAAAUCUCUAUGUGCAAUUCUUACUGUUUACUUGAAUAACGGGAUGUUUGAGAGAGUUCACGAACUGUUUGAUAAUAUGCCUAAGAAACUCGGAGUUACACCCGGUGUUGUCUCUUAUAACCUGGUUUUGAAAACUUUGGUUAAAGAAAAUAGAAUUGAAUCUGCCAGAGAAUGGAUUGAGAAGAUGGAGAAUGAUGUCAAUAUUAAACCUUGUAUUCAAUCAUACAAUAUAUUGCUAGGGGCUUAUAUAAAGGAGGGGGCCCGGAGUGGUUUUGAUGGGCUUGUGAAGGAACUUCUGAAGAAGGGAUUGGAGUGUAAUUCGACUACCUAUAACCUUAGGAUUUCAAGGUUUUGUAAGGAUAAGGAGUGUGUUCGGGCCAGGAAGAUGUUGGAGGAGAUGAUUUCCAAAGAUGUGAAGCCGAAUUCUGCUAGCUAUAACUCUGUCAUUGAUGGGUUUUGUAGAGCAGGGGAUUUUGAAUCAGCUAAGAAGGUCUUAGAGAGAAUGCUGGCCGAUGGGUAUGUUUUACCUAGUUCGUUUACUUACUAUACUCUGAUGCGGAGCAUGGUUAAGGAAGGAGAAUUUGAUUCAGCAUUGGAUGUGUGUAAGGAAAUCAUUAAAAGGAAAUGGAUUCCACCAUUUGAGGCAAUGGAAGGUCUGGUUAAUGGGUUAGUGAAGAUGUCAAGAUCAGCAGAGGCAAAAGAGAUAAUUGAGAAGAUGAAAAAGAGACUUAGGGGCACUGCAGUUGAGUCAUGGGAAAAAAUUGAAGCCGCAGUUCCAUUAUAGACUUCCGAAAUCCGAAUAGUUGAUGCAAAGAGCUGCAACUGCAAGAAUAACACAGUGAUCGGGUAGGUUUAAUUCAUUUGAACUGACUGGUAAAGUCUUGAACCUGCUGCUUUGUUUGUUAUAUUGUGUGAUGUUAUGUUUUUCUUCUGGUGACAAAUGCAAAAUGCAGUUGAUUCCUUCUUUACUGCAUGCCUUUACAAAUUUCAUAUUUGAUUCUUGGCCUCGCCAAAUUGGAAUUCGUGUGAGUAAAUCUUGCCAGAGAAUGGUGAGUAAAUCAUUAAAUCUAA